Molecule: messenger RNA, 209 nt
Organism: Racocetra fulgida
Lineage: Eukaryota; Fungi; Glomeromycota; Glomeromycetes; Diversisporales; Gigasporaceae
Source: the annotation of a GenBank genome assembly
AUGUCGAUAAAUGCUACUCUCACCGCCACUGUUGAAGACCAAUCCAAUAAAAUAGCCAGUCUUACUUCAUUUGAAUCGAUCGUUGCUUUGAAACAGCAGCAACUUGAUCAUAUUAUUAAGACUGAAGAAUUACUGCAUGUUAUGUCUAAUAAAAUUUCUGAACAAGAAACGGAUAUUAAAUCACUUAAAUCUCAGAUAGGAGAAGCUUC